Messenger RNA from Copidosoma floridanum, 2715 nucleotides. It is a transcript of the gene Bdp1, whose product is annotated as transcription factor TFIIIB component B'' homolog Bdp1. Gene Ontology annotation, molecular function: TFIIIC-class transcription factor complex binding. Gene Ontology annotation, biological process: RNA polymerase III preinitiation complex assembly. Gene Ontology annotation, cellular component: transcription factor TFIIIB complex. NCBI's taxonomy places the organism in Eukaryota, Metazoa, Arthropoda, Insecta, Hymenoptera, Encyrtidae. The record is from RefSeq and is a predicted model, not a curated record.
CAUUCGGUCGUUUCGUCGUUUGGUUGUCAAUGACAACUUUAACAUCUCGUCAUAAUUUGUUUUAUGUCAUGUCAAUUAAGAGGGCAUGUGCAUGUGAAUCUGUGAAUGUGAACAACUUGAAUGUGAACUGAAUGUGAACGUGUCAUCUCAAGAUCUUUAUUUCAUUAAAUAUUUGAUUUCUCUUGAAAGAGAUGUAGUGAGUGUAAACAUUUUGAAAUGUCAUUAUGUGAUUAAUUAAAUACAAUAGAGUACAUAAACUAUUUACAUGGGUGUAUACUUCCUAGUGUUUGAGUUGCCUUAACCUCCGCUUGUGCCUAUUGUUCGUAUAUACGCUAACCAUUUUUUACUCUUUAAAAAAAAAAAAAAAAAAGAAAAACAAAAAACAAAAAAUGAGAAGAGCGAGGAUCAAGGUUGCGGCGUCGGUCCCGGUGCGUCGUAAGACACAACUUGAAACUUCGGCUGAUGUAUCAAAACAGCCAUAUGCACCAGAACCUGAAUGUCCAUCAGAAAAUAGUGCAAAGUUGAAGACUGAUGCUAUUGCAGCUGAUCCAAUUCCAAAUUUGGAGUUGGAAAAGGAAGAGAAUAAGGUUGAAGAACCCAAGAUAUCAGAAAAAAUUGUGCCUCCUGUAAAACGAAGAGAAUCUGGAGAAAAAGAAAAGGAGCCGGCAAAAGGAGAAAAACCUUUGGACAGUGAUUCUGAAUCAUCGAAACAGGAUGCGCAACCGGACCAUUGUAGCGAGUCUCCUGCGAGGGCUGAGACUCCAGCUAGAAUCGAAAAAUCCCCGGCUCCCACUGUUGAAGGUUCUCCACAUAAAUCGAUACGUUCCUGUUUCACAAAACCAACCCCAAGAUUGGAUGGUGGUGGUAGAGUGCGGAGAAACAGCAUUCAAGGGAGUGGCGCCAGUGCCAGCGAAUCUGAAGACGAUAGUAGGAGAUCAAUUUCUACGGCUCAAGGCCGCGUGAGAAAUGACUCUAUAAGUUCUAUGCAGAGUUUAAAAGACACAAGCAAUACCAGUUCUGUGGCAACAAAAUUAAACCUGGGACAAAAAAGAAGAAUGGUUGUGUCUGAGUCAGCUAGAAAGCUUGCUGAGGCCAGGAGAGAUUUUAAUAUGAAGCACGAUAAAAAAACUCCAGAUAAAAGUAAAUUAACGAUGUAUGACCUAAUUUACUAUAAUCCUAGUACCAAUCCUAUGAAACCAAAGCCAGUGAAUCCAAGACCUGCUGCUAGGAAACUGUCAGUUUGUUCUAUUAUUGAAAAAGACAAGAAGGAAGAGGAAGCUGAUGAUACAUCAGGAAUGCCUGUUCCUCAAGUGAAAAUUGGGCCGAAUGGUGAAUUAAUUAUUGAUGAACAAAGUUUGGUUAUAGAUCAAUACAAAGCUCAAGAAAACAUAGAUCGCUCUGAAAUAAUAGUUGAUGAUGACUACUAUGGUAACGGGUUUUACAAGAAGCGCCCAAAAAGCAAAGACUGGAGUAAAUGGGAAACUGUCAAGUUCUACAAAGCCCUAAAUAUUAUUGGAACCGACUUCUUGCUGAUGCAAAGUAAAUUCCCUAAUAGGACUAGGCAAGAAUUGAAAUUAAAAUACAAAAAAGAAGAACGAAUUAAUGGUAAUUUAAUAGAGAAAGCUCUUCAGUAUCAAGAAUUUGACACAGAAACAUUGGAAAAGGAUUUAGCUACCGUUGAAGAAAACGAAAAGAAAGAGGUGGAAGAAGCUAAAAAAAUGGUCAAAAAAGAAACCUUCACGGGACGAAAACGGCGCAGAAGAUGUAAAGUAGUUAAUGAUGAAAUAUCUGGAGAUGCGCAAAAUGCAAAUUCUGAAAAGAAUAGCGGUGACGCACAGUCAAGUGACGAUGCUUCAAGGGUUACUAUCACCUCUAAAAUAACUCGAAAGCGCAAACGUAGAAAGGUUUUAUCCAGUGAAGUUGCUUCUGAAAUGAGUGACGAUGAUAGUAAAUCUAGUAGAGCUCCUAAAAAGCCUAAGAAAACUCCGAAGUCAGCAAAACAACAAAAGAAACCAAGUGGACGAUCAAAAAAACAGAAACUACACAUGGAUAAAGAAAGUGAUGAAUUUAAUGACACAAAUGUUGCCCAAGAUCCACAAGAAAAUAAUCGGGAAAAUUUGAAAGAUGUGGAAAACAGUGAAAUUAUGGAUGAAGAUAUUAUUAUGGAAUCAUCCAAUAAAGAUUCCAACAGUGUAGCUAAAGAAGAAAAUGUGACAGUAAAGUUGAAUGAAAAAUCAAAAACAGGAACAAAGUUACAUAAGAAAUUGAAUGAUGUGGAUGUUGAUGAUGAACCAAAAGAAAAAGAUGUAACAGAAAAGACUGGUGAAAAAUUAGAAAUACACACAAAUGCAUUAAAUGACAUUACUGAUGACAUAGCUAACAUGUCAAAUUUAACACCAGGGUCUUUGGUGGUGUUGAAAAAAGAUUCUGCAGAUGAACCUGGAAAGACUAUUUUGCAAGUUUACAUUGUCAGUGAUGAUUUUGAUGCUAGCAACCCCAAUCGAAAAGACAGUCUUAUACCAAUUGACAUGUCCCCAGAGGAGUUGAAAUCUGUUAAUAAUUGCAUUAAAGAUAUAGAGCCGCAGAGUUUUUGAUAAGAUUUUUAUUUAUGUUGUUAAAAUACGUAAGUGAUAAAUAUUAUGUAUAUUGUACAUAUAAAAAUGAUUAAAGCGAUUUUAAUAUACUUUGGCUCGUUACACGAAAUGCAAUCAGAAA